UCUUCUGCUUUGGAGAAGGGUGCUCCAGUCCUGGGCCACUCUGGACUUCUGUUUUCUAUCAAUAAACAGACUUCACCACAGACACUGGGACCUGGGGCUCUCCUGUCGUCCCUGCCUCUGGAGUCAGAGCUGCAGCUGUGUGGUCUUGGGCAGGUCGCUCUGCCUUUCUGAGCCUCUGUCUUCCUAUCUUCUGAUGAAGAUGCUCACGGUGCCCCCUUGUCAGGAGUUACAGACGGAAAGAUGGGACUCAGGCACAGGUGGCUCAGCCUUGCCCCAAGUGUCGGGACUUGAUCUCGAUGGCCAGUUAGCCACUGUUCUUCCUGCAGGCGGGAGCACCACCGUGGUUCUGUCUCUGGCCGUGCACAAGGAGGCCCCACAGGCCCUUCUGUGCCACCUGGACGCACCAGGGAGCCGGCGCCAGCCUCAGCCUUGACCCUUGGCCACCAGCCAAGCAAAGUCAGCCAACCAGGCUGCUCACCGUGGCCACAGACGAGCCGGGCAGCCACAGUGGCGAGAGGUGCGGGGGCUGGGGCUGCCGUGGGCGUGUCCCCCCGCCCCCAGGCUGCGCGAUUUGUCUCCCAGCCUAGCUUGACUGCCUUCUCAGGAUGUUCCUGUGUUUAUGAAAGCGUGUUUAUUUCCAGAAGUGUUCUGGGCUGUGUGACCUCCAGCAUUAAUCACCAGCCACAGUCUUGCCGGAUCCCCGCAGGAUCCGAGCUCCUGACAGCCGCCCCCGUGGGCACGGGCCUGGGCAUUGUUCUCUGGGAGCUGGCAGCCCGUGCUCUGCCUUGAUUACCCCCCCGCCGCCCCCCGUCCUUCCCGUGGUGAACAACCCCCUAUUAUCCUGCCCAGAACCUCCUGUGACAUUUGCAGAGUCGGCCCUGGAGGCUGAGCCAGCCCCCGGGCCUGCUUCUCCACAAAGUCCCCAAGGGACCUGCUGGCCUUGGAGCAGGAGCAUGGGGGCAGGGCCUCGCUGCCCGCGGAGGGUUGGGGGCUGAUCUGGGGAGGCCCAGGGAGCUGACUGGACAAUGAGAGCGCAGAGCAGACCCCAGGAGUGCCCCCAGCCCAGACCUUCCUUCCCUGGGAGGUUUGGACGUGUUUGCUCGCCCCGUCCUUUCCUGUCUGCUUUCCAACACUGAGCUCGUCGCUCUGAGCCUGGAGGGCUGGUCAGGUCCUGGGGAUGGUAGAACGCAUGCACCCAGGGCAGGCUCCGGACAACUCGCCCCCGCGCCCAGAGCCACUGAAAGCUUCCGCACCGGCGGGGCAGGCAUGUUGGUCCUGCCUCACUGUGCUUCCCCUGGAAACCUCAGAAAAGGCCCCUGCCCUCUUCCUCCCCCUGCCUCCUGACUGACCCCGGCACACCCCAGGGUGGCCUGUGAGCAGCAGCGGCUCUGAGCGGCCUUGUCCCCUGGCCUCACUAUGGCGGGAUCAGGACUGCAUGGCCGCGGUCUGGCGACCGCCACCCUGCUGUCCCUUCACAAGGCGCCUGGCUCUCCUCUCUCCCUCACCCCAGGCUGGGACCCUCUCCAAAGCCUCAGUUAGGUCUCCCGCCUUGCAGGCCUAUUCUUUACCAGCUGAGCCAGCAGGGAAGCCCCAAAGGGUCACACUAGGGAGUCGAGUGUCUGGGCCAACCUCCGGUGGUCCUGUAACCCUCCAGGUGUGGUCUGGACGCAGAAAGCCUCUGAGGACAGCUGGCUUGGGAAUGCUGGCUUCCAGGCCGUCAGACAAUCUUCUUCGUGCAGGACUGCCCAGAGCCUUUAGCGUCCCGACCUGGCUGGGAGCCGCUGAGACUCGGAGCCCCCGUGUUCCUGCCGGCGGAGCGCCAGGCUUCCCGGGCGCUGAGAACUCUCUGGGCGUGGGGGAAGGCUCACGUUUCCCCGUGGGGGCCUCCCCCUCCUCCUCCCUGCCUUUUCUCCUCCAUCGUAGCCUUCCGACCUCACCCUGCAGCCCCUGCCCACACUUGCCCCUCCUCCGGCCCGGCUCCGUAGCCGUCCCCAGCCUCCCCACCUCUCUGGGUGCCCCCCUCAUUGACCAGCCUCCUGUGGUCAGCGUGGGGCGGCGGGGAGCAGCGGGUCACUGGACUGCGGGGAGGGGACUCAUGCCUGCUCCCCCGUCCCCAGGCCAGUUCCUCAGAGGCACCCUCCCAGGCCGCUUCGCCGGGCGGUCAGGGGCGCGACGUCGGGUCUGCCGACCUCCCUUGCUCCGAGGUGGCCUUUGGGUGCUGGGCAGGUGGGCCACAGUGGGCUGCUGGAGCCUGGCUGGGAGCGGCCAGCCCCUGCCUGGGAGCCGUCAGGAUGGAGCCGCAGCACCCGGCAGGCUGGCUGGUGCCCCCAAGGCUCGGCUGGGCCCUGUGCUGCUGGCGUCCGUGGCUGGGGUGCUCUGGGCCUCUUCCCUUGCCCUGGUGGCACAGAAGGCCCAGGGCUUCACUGCGUGAACCCGCCGGACCGUCCCGGUGGAACUGGCCUCCUGGAAUGAAGCCUUCCGGGCGGGGCCGGGACUGGCUCAGCCCAGGAGAGGCCAGAGACACCUGGGCUCCAACCCCAGCGUCCUCGCUGACCAUGUGUCCCUGGGGCUGCCGCUUCACCCCCCUGAGCUCCGGCCCCCUCAGCGAUGGGCACAGCAGGGACGGAGCCCAUGGGCAGGGGUGGGUGGGACGAGGGGCAGCCUGGGUGGGCUGGCUUGCUGACCUAGGUGAGGCCGCCACCGGGCCCCCAAGAGGACGAAGACCCUCGCCAGCUCUCAUCCCGACACG
Messenger RNA from Cervus elaphus (red deer), 2749 nucleotides. Its product is annotated as collagen alpha-2(I) chain-like. NCBI's taxonomy places the organism in Eukaryota, Metazoa, Chordata, Mammalia, Artiodactyla, Cervidae. The record is from RefSeq and is a predicted model, not a curated record. The transcript has 3 exons. Bases 1436 to 2431 code for a protein of 331 amino acids.